AUGGGCAAACAUAAUAAGAAAAAGAACAAUCAAGCAAAACAACAACACCAACAACAAGAACCACCAAACAAGAAAAACAAGACCGAACCAUCUUCCCAACCAAUUUAUGAUCUGAGUAGCUCUGCAAGUGAUGCAAACUCAUCCGACACAACAGUCGUUUCUCCAGUUUCAAUUAAUUCUCCUUCCAUUGGUCCUUUAAAUGUUGUUUCCAAUGAUCAGCAAAAGAAUUUUUAUGAAGAUAUGGCUAAGACAGCAUCCUCUUUAGAAAAAAUGAUGACUUUAUUUGGUUCUUAUAACCAGAAAUUGGAACAAUCCUCAAAGAUUGUUAAUGCAUCUUCCAUUAAUUUGGAAAAAUCUGCAAAGGAAUUGGAAAAAUUGUGUCAAAUCAAAGCAGAAAAUGAAAAAUUGAAGAAAGAGGCAGCUACUCACAUGAAAGAAAUACAAGAUAAUGAAACCAAGUUAAAGAGAUUGAACCAAGCCGAACAAAAGAAUGUUGCGUUGGAAAAAGAAAACUCCACUUUGAAGGAACAAGCGAAAUCUGUUAUGGAAAAAGUAAACCAAAUCCAAACAGAAAACGAGAAGUUAACACAAGAAAACAAGAGGAUUUUAGAAAAUGAAAUUCAAUGUUUGGAAUCUAUUAGAAGUAAGGAUAUGGAAAUUCUUUCAUUGAAGAAUAGAAAGGAUUUUCAAGUAUCAGAUUCCAAGACAGAGGAGUUAGUUUCAGAGAUGAGUCGUCUUACAGAUAAUGCUAAUAAUUUGGUGUUUGAUCUCAUAGUUAAUCUCAAUGAAGAUGAUGAAACCUCUAAGUGGGUAGAAAUGGUUCUUUCAACAGUGAUCAACAAAAGCAGUCAACUAUCAGAAGAGGAAUUGAGUGAAGCUAUUCUUGCCAAAAGUUAUACAAAAGCAUGGCAAGAAUUCGCAAGUGCUCUUAACAACAACCCACAUCUGCAAGCUAAGAUGAAGAAUGAUGCACCAUUCCAAUCAAUCUUCCAACAACUCGUCAAGUCAAGUUGCAGGAUUGUUGACAUUUGCGAGAAAUCAACUGUCCCAAAAUUCAAACGUGACUGGUCAUCAUCAUCUGACAAAGUCUGCAUUGUGCCAGCAGUUGUAAUUGACACGGACAACAAACGUGUUGUUGUGGUUGAUGGUCGUCACGUUGAAAAGUCGUCAAAAUAAACAAAAAUUCACG
Naegleria gruberi is the source of this 1189-nucleotide messenger RNA. RefSeq lists its product as uncharacterized. The coding region runs from base 1 to 1176 and encodes 391 amino acids. The transcript has a single exon. NCBI's taxonomy places the organism in Eukaryota, Heterolobosea, Eutetramitea, Acrasida, Naegleriidae. The record is from RefSeq and is a predicted model, not a curated record.